GCAUUUGGAGACGGCUCCUUAUUUCUCUUCCGUUGCUCAAGCUACUACAAACUCUUCUUCUGGAAAUUCUUCAACCAUUGGUCCUGGGACCCACAAGAUGUCUGCCCAAGCUACUCACCCCACACUUUUGAUUCCGGGACCGAUUGAAUUUGAUGAUGCAGUCCUGGUAUCUAUGGCCCACCCGAGUGAGAGCCAUGUCGGACCUGCCUUUGUCAAUGCUUUUGGAGAAACUUUGUCAAUGUUGAGGAAGCUUUUCAUUACUACAAAUCCGAAGUCGCAGCCAUUUAUCAUUUCUGGCUCGGGGACCUUGGGUUGGGACUUCGUAGCUGCGAACUUGGUAGAAAAGUGUGAUGAGGUUUUGGUUUUGCAUUCUGGCUACUUCGCCGACUCGUUCGCUACGUGCCUCAGUGUAUACGGAGCUGUUCCCACACAAUUGAAUGCUCCUAUCGGUUCCCGCCCAUCUCUCGACGAGAUUGAAGCAGAAUUGAGGCGGAGAUCUUACAAGGCUAUCACAAUCACCCACACCGAUACUUCUACCGGUGUUCUCUCAGAUAUCAAGGCUGUCUCCGAAUUGGUGCACAAAGUAUCUCCGGACACUCUGGUUGUGGUUGAUGGUGUUUGCUCUGUUGGCUGCGAGGAGAUCCGCUUUGACGAUUGGGGAAUCGAUGUCGUUCUCACGGCAUCUCAGAAGGCCAUUGGGGUGCCUGCAGGAUUAUGUAUACUGAUGGUGAGCGGAAGGGGGAUCGAUAGGUUCAAGGCCCGCAAGACUCCACCGUCGGCAUACUUUGCAUCAUUUGCGAAUUGGCUCCCAAUUAUGCAAAAUUAUGAAGCAAGGAAACCCUCGUACUUUGCCACCCCCUCACCGCAAUUGGUUCGCGCUCUACACACUUCGCUCAACCAAAUUCUCUCUGCACCCCUAGACUGUCGAUUCCAGAAGCAUAGGGAGGUUAGUCAGAAGGUCAAGAAAGCUGUUGCGGAGCUAGGUUUAAGGCAGUUGGCAGACAAGCCUGAAUGCCAGGCAAAUGGAAUGACUGCUAUCUACCUUCCAGAAGGUGUUGCUGCUUCAGAUCUUCUCCCAAAGCUCAUGGCCAAAGGUGUCGUGUUCGCUGGUGGAUUGCAUAAAGAAAUUGCUACCAAAUACUUUAGACUUGGGCAUAUGGGCGUUAGUGUUACGAACGAUGACUUAGGGCACAUUGAUAAGGCAAUUGAGGCCCUCAAGAGCAGUUUGGCGGAGGUCGGUUAUAAACUAUAGGGUGGGGGCUUCCUCUUGGGUACAUAGUAAUGUAUUAUUUUAUGACAAGUACUUGCCCGUGUGUUACCACACUGGUUUAUAGA
Molecule: messenger RNA, 1335 nt
Organism: Tuber melanosporum (Perigord truffle)
Lineage: Eukaryota; Fungi; Ascomycota; Pezizomycetes; Pezizales; Tuberaceae
Exons: 5
Coding region: 98-1252 (384 amino acids)
Cellular component (GO): peroxisome
Molecular function (GO): L-serine:pyruvate transaminase activity; L-alanine:glyoxylate transaminase activity
Source: RefSeq, a predicted model, not a curated record